UCUGUUGCCCCUAUUUCCUGUCACAUGGGUUGGAAAUUGGAUCCCUGCUUUCUACUAUCUGUUCCCGUCUGUGUUGAUGUCAGUGUAGUAGUGGCUGUGGGACCUGCCUUGAAGUUCAGGGACUUUUAACGCCUGCCAAAGAGCGACUCCUGCACAGACCCGGACAGACAGACAAGGCAGACAGUCACUGAGUCAGUCCAGCAGCCAGCCGCUCUGCGCAUCUGUCCGUGAGGCUGCACUUCACCUGGGAGCCAGUCCAGACUCUUUACUCACACGAUGGAUUCCUGGACAGUCUCAGCUGCACUUUUUCUUGCUGGGGUUAUUUCUUCUGCGGCUUUUAGUCAUUUCGACACCGAGUGCUACACUGCAAACGGAGAGGACUACAGGGGCUUUCAGAACCAAACCAGCCUGCAUGGUGGUAAACCCUGCCUCUUCUGGAAUGAGACCUUCCAGCACCCUUACAACACCCUCAAGUACCCCAAUGGAGAAGGGGGUUUGGGCAGACACAACUACUGCAGGAAUCCUGACGGAGACGUUCAGCCGUGGUGCUACAUUGCUGAUCAUGAAGAUGGGAUUUACUGGAGAUACUGCGAUAUCCCUACAUGCCAGAUGCCUGGCAACCUUGGCUGCUUCAGAGACAGCGGUGACCCGCCCACUCUGUCCGGUACCAGCGAGACGUCCAACAAACUCACCAUCCAGAACUGUAUAAGCUUCUGCAGGAAGCAGAGAUACAAGCUUGCUGGCAUGGAGUCAGGAUAUGCUUGUUUCUGUGGUAACGAAGUGGACCUGCGCGACCACGGCGAGUCUCCCAGCAUGGAGUGUAACCAUGUUUGCUUUGGCGACCACACCCAGCCCUGCGGCGGAGACGGCUGGGUCAUCAUAUUUGACACGCGAGUAGGGUCCUGUGGUGGAAACUAUUCCUCUCCAUCAGACGUCAUCUACUCCCCUGACUUCCCGGAUAAGUACAGCGCUGGUCGUGUUUGCUACUGGACUAUCCAGGUGCCAGGAUCAUCAGCCAUCCUUUUCAACUUCACCUUCUUUGACAUCUCGGACCAGACGGACAUGGUGGAGCUACUAGAUGGUUACACCAAUCAGGUGGUGGCACGCUUCGACUGGCGCAGCCCACCACGUGAGCUGGUGAACGUCACAGGCGAUUUUGUCAUCCUGUACUUCUUCUCAGAUCGCACCAACCAGGCUCAGGGAUUCGCUCUUCUUUACCAAGCAAUAGGGAGCCAAGACAGUCGAACAAUGGAGGCUGAGGGAGAGGGGGAGGAGAACGGAGAGGAUGUCUCCAGCACGGCGGGGCCUCAACUAGCUGGCAGUGUCACAGAGAGAUCCAACAGCACCUCCAACGGACGCUCCUCCCAGAUACGCUACGUGAUCACGUCCAGCCCCGGUAAACCGGAGCACAACAUGCCAGGUCAGUGGGCUGGACACGGCGAGACCAACGGCCACAGCGCUAUGUGGACCAUUUACGCUCUGGCUGCUCUCCUCAUACUGACAGUCAUAGCCAUGGUGGCAAAGCUGCUGCUGCAUAUCACAGUCAAGUCCCCAAGCAUCCCAGCAGUUAGCAGUUCAGACAGCUGCAGCCAGAGCACGGCAUCUUCAGAGCCUUGGAUCAUUCUUUACCGACCCUCCACCAUCUCCCUGUUCAAGAAGAAGCUAAAGAACCACCACGGAGACCUCAGCCCCCUGGUGGGCAACUAGCGCCACUGCUGCUCUCCACAGUCAACCAAACCCUACCGCCACCCCGCAACUACUCUGUACAACGGCCGUCAGAUGCCAGGCCCUCAGACAAUCAAACUCUAUAUGAGGUGCAAUGCUAACAAGCCAAGAAUUGAAUGGCUGAAUGACAACUGACUGAGUGACUGCUACUGAAUGGCCUGUAGGCCGAAGUGGCAGCACCCUUCCACCCUGCUCUGCAACGAGGAGGAGGGGGACAAGCAGGGCUGUCAGAGAACUCAUUGUGGGAGAGGAGAGCAAAGAGGUGAAUGGAGGACAAAAUUUCAAGGACGCUUUUAUCAUGAUGGGAGCUGUGCUUGUUCAGCCAGGCUCCAUUUCCAUCACCCACUGAUCGUCCCUCACACUCAGCAUACCUCCAAAAAACCCUUCAAGACUGCAGGCUCACCAGUGGAAACACAGCAAGGCCAGGUGCAGAUAACAGCUGACUUCACUGUCUGUGUUUGAGUUUAGAAAAUAGAAAGGUUUUCCUCUUUCUGGUGCAACACAGUCACUGGUAACCAAAUCUUCACUAGUAUCGAGGAAAGGCUCAAUAAAUGGAGUGUUGAUACACACAUAUAUACAGCUUUUAUAACUCUUCAAACUGCCUCAUAUGGAUGAUGAACAUUUGCAGCCAAAAACCAGAAUCCUCCCAUCCAAAGAGUUGUGUAUGUAUUUGUCUUUAUGAUUCCAUAUGCAACGUUUCUUUUUGUGUUGUUUCACAUGACAGCUAGCUUUCUAAGGAGAGGGCAUCAGGAUUUGGAAACAUCACGUGAUGGUAGAUCUCACAGCACUUUGGGGAUGAAUUACUCACCGUAAAAUCAAAAAAAAGAUCAUAGACAAGAGACAGCGUGCUCACCCACUUGAUCACUCAGCGCUAAUGUGGAUUUGGGCGGAGGGAAGAAGUAGCGUUGCUCACUCGUGGGGUUGGGUGGCGCAGUUUGCAGACAAACCGCCAUUUAGGGAGGCUUGGGAAGAUCUGAGGGCUUUUUCUGCUCAGUUGUGGGCAGGAGUCUUUCCGGUUUGAUGGUGUUCAAGUGCCUUAAGGAUCUCCUCUUUGCUUGUCUCAGAUUCCUAACAUCUGUGUCUUUCAUGGAGCAGACUGGGGUCCCUCGCAGGAGUCUGCACUUCUUUAGAAUCAGUGUGGUUGAUGAGAAAUUUCAGUCCAGAAAAUAGGAUUUCCACUGCUGACUGUUAGGUAGAAAUAAUGCCACAUCUUGUACAGUGAUGGAAAGCAUUUAUUAUGAGUUAUUUUUAAACAUUGUAAACUCAACUGAACUGGAUCUUUUUUACUUUUUUUGUUACAGGGUGGACGUUAGAUGAUUCAUUUUAGUGCCAAAAUGAGCACAUGGCUUUUUGGAAUAGAGCUCUUCGUGUAGUAACGGACAGCGCUUUAAAAAUGUUUGUUUUUUUAAUUCUGUGUGUGCUCCUAUGUGUAGUCUUGGACAUUUAUUGAACAUAUUGUUCACAUUAAGUUGUCUUUUGAUCACAAGGGAGGGGUGAAUAUUGUUGUACAUUAUGUAAUUCAGUGUGGUGAUGAUGAUAUUUAUGUCUUCUGUUUCAUUUUGUGUCUCAAAUGUCGAAGCAUUUGUGAGAUCCGUCAAAAUGCUUUCGUCAACCAAGCUCAAAAGUUGAAUCCAAUUUCGCCUCUCUCUAAGACAGCAAUAUAUACCGCCUAAAUUCAAUGAGACACUGCAGGCCUGGAAGCUUUAACUUGUCACCUUGAUUUCAGUCCAAAAGGUUGAACGGAAAAAAAAUAAAGGAAGACAGAUUUAUAAACGGGAGUCAGUGGUGCUAUGCUCAACCUGACAGCAGGUUUGCAGCUGUAAUGGUUUUCCUGUGCAUUGCUGUGGCAUUUAAACAACUUGUUAAAGGUCAAACUCUCCUGGUCCACCACUGGCAUAGCAAGUGACUCUUCCUGCUGUGGGACUGGAAUAAGUGUUCCACAGCAAAAACUCUUUUUAAUAACUGACAUCAUAAAUAAAGAAACGUCAAUGCACUUAAAUGUAAUUCUACUUACAAGAUGAAACAGGACUUAUUCUCUUUUGCAUUUAGUUUCAGUGGAAAGAAGAAGCUAGUUUGUACUUUUAUGCAGCAACCUGAGCACUUGAGACUAAAGGUUAUGUUUUGGAUAUGAUGCAGCCUCACAGAGACAUUCAAGCAGGCGGAUGUCGUCAUUCAAAAAUCCCAUUAAAAACACAAUCACAAUCAAACACAUGUUUUUUUCUAAAUUAGACGUUGAUUAAAAUGUGACUCCGUGCUAUACGUGCGCUGCUCAACUGUAACUCAUGUUAAUUAUUGCAAGACAAGAGCACAUGCCCCUGGGCCUGUGAUGUUCAGAGCAGCCCAUGCGUAUAGAGAGACAGAGAAGAGGGGUGAGAAAGAGAGCCUGGAUGUGAGAGCGAUGGCAAAUAAUGUGCGCCCAAAUCAAACACAAGCUAAUGAAGUCUGACAGGUUACAUCUAACAAGGGCAUGUUUGUUUGGACAGCAUGGAGAGUUAUUGCAAACUUCCAUUCUAUGUCCCAUCCUGAAGUCAAUCAGAAAAGUCUUCUGCGUUAUCUCCUGAGCUGUGGAAACAGUCUUUAACCCCCCCAACCUGGAGUUGAUGUGAAAACAACAACCAGAAGCCCUGUGGGAAACGAUCUGGAGGGGUCAUAAGCCUUUUUUUUUUCUUUCAAGAAAUUGUAAAUAGCAACAUAGUGAAAUGUUUAAUUUAUACAGUAAAUUAUUGUUAUUUUGUAUGUGAAUGGGAUAUAAUCUAUCUUUUGUAUAAGUGAAGUACCUUUGUAGUUUAUUUAAUGUGUCCUGGUUGCAAAAUAAACA
Messenger RNA from Labrus bergylta (ballan wrasse), 4543 nucleotides. RefSeq names its product kringle containing transmembrane protein 1 (gene kremen1). Gene Ontology annotation, biological process: multicellular organism development. The record is from RefSeq and is a predicted model, not a curated record. NCBI's taxonomy places the organism in Eukaryota, Metazoa, Chordata, Actinopteri, Labriformes, Labridae. Gene Ontology annotation, cellular component: plasma membrane.